AUGCCCCGAAGAGAGGAUCUACAACGACGGGCCGAGCAGAACGUACGGCACGGGUUUCCUUUCAUAAAGGAUAUGCGAGGUGACCUUGGGAACAACACCUGGACCGAUGCUUGUAACCAGAGUAGGUGGUUACCUCCAGACCUACUUCGAGAUGGCAUGUGGGUCCAGGUAGUUCACACAAUUGAGGUUUCGAACGCCAAAAAGCGCAUCGGUGAGAGAUGGGUUCCUCGUGACUGGCAUGUAAAGGUACACCUUUACUCCAUCCAUGUCAUCAACGAGCCCUUUGUGCCAGAGGUCGCUGAGCUAUACACACUGUCCGGCUUCGAAUAUCGUCCCCCGUCACCCGAACCCGCCACAGCUGCUGUUAGCUCCGGCAACGCUUCCGCACCAGGCGCCUCCUCCAACCCGGCCAUGGAUAUCGUUUCAAGUGGUUCGUCCAAAUCUUGGUCAACGCCUGUCCCGCCUCAGGACACUGAUGGCGAUUUCGACGAGGAAGACAUCGACGAUGACGCGAUGAUGUCUACGACAACAGCUAAGGGCAAAGGCAAAGGCAAGGCCAAAGCGAUUGAGAUGAAUGACACGGACGAUUUCCCAUCCUACGAUACACCCGGGAUGUCGCAGCAGUCCUACAACUUACCUUCACGCCAAAACUCUCCCUUCGGCAGUCCGACGCCUCACCAAACGCCAGGGUCAAGCACCGGUAUCCGUUUGGGCGGGUUCUAA
Alternaria metachromatica is the source of this 723-nucleotide messenger RNA. RefSeq lists its product as uncharacterized. The transcript has 2 exons. The coding region runs from base 1 to 723 and encodes 240 amino acids. The record is from RefSeq and is a predicted model, not a curated record. Lineage: Eukaryota; Fungi; Ascomycota; Dothideomycetes; Pleosporales; Pleosporaceae.